Messenger RNA from Aureobasidium musti, 201 nucleotides. The record is from the annotation of a GenBank genome assembly. Lineage: Eukaryota; Fungi; Ascomycota; Dothideomycetes; Dothideales; Saccotheciaceae.
AUGCUUGACUUCCUCCUCUUCGUCAAGUCCAUGCCCAGCGACGUCGUCGAAAGCAAGCUCGAGCCCAUGCUCCACCUAUUCACCAAUCAAGCCAAUCUCAACUAUUUACCCAACUCCAUCAACCACCCCUUGGACCACUGUGACCUCGGUCAUCAGCUCAAUGGUUACAGUUGGCUGUCCAACUUCUACUCAUUCUUCUGA